AUGUUUUAUAAAACUAACUUACUAUCUCCUAAUAGAACAUAAUCUCCAAUAAUCGUACACAAACAGUCAAUUUCUUAAGUAAACAAUCCUCUUUUAUCAUAAUAACAAUAUCAACCUUAAACUUAUUAUACAUCAUCAAGAACUACACCAAUGAAAAAUAUAGAAUAGAAAUUUGAAGCAAUAAAACAAAAUAUCACCAUACCAACUUAAAGUUAAUAUUCACCAGAAAGAAAUAAAACAGUAAUCUCUAACGAUUUUGAAUUGUAAGUUUUACGCAAUGAGAUAACAUUCAGAGAUUAGAAAAUUGUUGCAUUACAAAAAACACUUGAUUAAUCGAAUGAUGAUAGAAUAAGAUUAAGAUCAGCUUUAGAAUAAAAAUCUAAUUCGUGUGUUAACAAAGAAAGAGAAAUAGCCAAAUUAUUAGCAACAAUUCAUUAGAUGGAAUUUAAGAAAAACGAAAGUUAAAUAAUAAAAGAUCUUCAACUAUAAAUAGAAACUUUAAAGACUUUUAUUUAAGAAAAUUAUCUAGAUAAAUAAAAUGCUAAGAAUGAUGAUACAAAUAAUUUUAAGGCCAAAAUAGGAGUUCUUCAACAAUAAUUAACAAAAUAAAUAAAUUAAAAUUAGUCACUCUAAUAGUAUUUAAAAGAACUAAUAAAUUAAAAUAAAGAAUUAUCAUUAAAAUAUACAGAGAAAUGUAUAGAAUGCUAAAAAUUAGAAAUGCAACUCGAUUAAAUCUAAAUAUUAUAAAAUGAAAUUAAAGGAAAGGAAGAAGAAAUAUAAAUCUUAAAAGGGGAAUUGAAUAAUGAUAUUAUAAGUAAUCGCACUAAAGAACAAAGUGCUAUUGACCAAUAAAAUGAAAUAUAGAAAUUUCUAAUACAGAUAAAAUAAUAAUAUUUAGAAGAUUCUCCAAAAAGAGAUACAGAUAAUUAAGAUUCCAUGAAUAUUUAUCAACAUAUUUACAGUUUUUAAUCUACAGAUGAUUUUAAUAAAGUGGAAAUAUAGAAAAUAAACAAAUGA
Molecule: messenger RNA, 1017 nt
Organism: Paramecium sonneborni
Lineage: Eukaryota; Ciliophora; Oligohymenophorea; Peniculida; Parameciidae
Source: the annotation of a GenBank genome assembly